AUCAACUAAUAGUCGUCUCUGUUCAUAUGGUCAAUGAAGAUGCUAUCAUAUACAUAAUAAUAGUCCCAAGUAUAUGCUAUCACAUAUCUGAAACACAGAACAAUUUCUGCAGCACUAACUUGGUCAUCGAUCAGAAGGGGGGUUAGAAAUGGAAGAGACCGGCAACAAGGUAAUCGACAUCCCGGAAGUGGUACUGAGCUCCGGGAAGAAGAUGCCAGUGCUAGGCUUUGGCACCGGAGUUUUCGGGAGUCCUCCACCGGCUCAAACUCUGGCUCUUAUUCUCCUCGACGCCAUUGAGCUUGGCUACCGUCACUUUGACACUGCUGCUCUCUAUGGAACCGAGGAAGCCGUAGGUCUCGCCAUCAGGCAAGCCCUAGAGCGAGGUCUCAUCAAGACACGCGAUGAGUUGUUCGUCACUUCCAAGCUCUGGUGCGAUGAAGCCCAUCAUGAUCUUGUUCUCCCAGCUCUUAAAUCGACACUACAGAGGCUGGGAUUGGAGUAUGUGGAUCUCUACCUGAUUCAUUGGCCGGUAAGGAUGAAACCAGGAACUAAGGGAGUACAAUUUUCGAAAGAUGACUUGCUUCCCUUUGAUAUAAUGGGGACAUGGGAGGCCAUGGAAGAAUGCUCCCGGCUAGGAUUGGCCAAGUCUAUAGGCGUCAGCAACUUUGGUUCCAAAAAGCUCUCUCAAAUCCUUGACGAGUGCACCAUCCCACCGGCGGUUAAUCAGGUAGAAAUGAACCCAUCCUGGCAGCAAGAGAAACUGCGAGACUUCUGUAAAGGAAAAGGAGUUCAUGUGACUGCAUGGUCUCCCCUGGGGUUCUAUGGAGCUACCCUCUGGGCUCCAGAACCCUCUAUAGACUAUGCCAUCAUUAAGGACAUUGCUGCUGCAAGAGGGAAGAGUGUAGCACAGGUUAUACUGAGAUCCGUCAUUCAACAAGGAGCGGUGAGUGCAAUUUCGAGGAGUUUCAACAAGGAGAGGAUCAAGUCUAAUGCUCAGAUAUUUGAUUGGGAGCUAAGUGAGGAUGACAUGAAUAAGAUCAAGGAAAUUCCCCAGCGCAGGUUGAUUGCAGGUGACUUCUGUGUUUCCGAAAACAGUCAAUACAAAUCCCUCGACGACCUUUGGGAUGGCAAUCCCUAACCCUAUCUUCCAUGUUUGCAUUUGUAACUAAAUGUUCAGUUGAUGAGGAUGUUAUCUUUAUGGAUGAGGCAAUGGCAGUUGCGUCCUCUAAAACUAUUCAAAAAGCAAUACGUGUUUAUUUCCAGAA
This is a messenger RNA of Argentina anserina (silverweed cinquefoil), 1265 nucleotides long. RefSeq names its product methylecgonone reductase-like. Bases 149 to 1138 code for a protein of 329 amino acids. The transcript has 3 exons. Lineage: Eukaryota; Viridiplantae; Streptophyta; Magnoliopsida; Rosales; Rosaceae. Gene Ontology annotation, cellular component: cytosol. Gene Ontology annotation, molecular function: aldose reductase (NADPH) activity. The record is from RefSeq and is a predicted model, not a curated record.